AUGUAGAUCAACAAUUCAACAUACUCCUAUACUCUAUUUUUCGCGUCACAUAAACAAAAAAAAUAAACUGGGGAGAAGCAUGUUGUUGAUGUUGGGACUAUGCUUCCUAUUGUUCUCUGCAUUUCCACUUGCGUUCUCUGAGAGAUGCCACCCACAAGACAAGAAAGCGUUGCUCCAACUCCAGAAGGACCUCGGCAACCCUUAUCACAUCAUAUCCUGGAACGCAAAGGAGGAUUGCUGCGAGUGGUUCUGCUGCGUUAAGUGUGACGAGAAAACAAACCGCGUCAUUAGCGUUGCCUUAUCAUCCCCUUUUCCAGACACCAAUCUCUCGGCCCAAAUACCUCCCUCUGUGGGUGACCUCCCUUACCUCGAGUCCCUCGUCUUCCACAAAUUCCCCAAACUCGUGGGCCCAAUCCAGCCCGCAAUCGCCAAACUCACCAAACUCAAGUACCUUGAUCUCUCCAACAACAAUCUCUCUGGCCCAAUACCCGAUUUUUUCGCGCAACUCAAGAACCUCGACGAUAUCGACCUUUCCUUUAACAACCUCUCCGGCCCCAUACCAAGCUCGCUUGGUAAACUGCCUAAACUCGCGUAUCUAGAUUUGAGCCGCAACAAGCUCACGGGCUCAAUUCCGGCCUCAUUUGGAUCCUUCCAAAAGCCCGGGCCGGCUAUUAUGCUCUCUAAAAACCAGCUUUCAGGGCGCCUUCCUGCUUCUUUGGCCAACUUAGACUCGGACAGGAUAGACUUGUCAAGGAACAAGCUCGAAGGCGAUGCCUCCAUGCUUUUCGGGAGCAAUAAAAGGACGUGGUCUCUUGACCUUUCAAGGAACAAUUUCGCGUUUGAUCUAUCUCGCGUGGAGAUUCCCCACAAGACCCUGGCAAGGUUGGAUCUCAACCACAAUAAGAUUUAUGGGAGCCUUCCUGUGGGGUUGACCAAAGUCGAACAUUUUCAGCUAUUCGACGUCAGCUAUAAUCAGUUAUGCGGUCUCAUACCGAAGGGUGGAGAAUUGCAAAAGAUCGAUAAGUCUUUGUACUCUCACAACAAGUGUUUGUGUGGCUCUCCACUAUCACCUUGCAACCAUAAGCAGAUGACUGUCUAAGUCGAUUUCAUACUUUGAUAAGUAUUCGUAUUUUCAUGUGUGUUUGUGUGACUUUCCAAUUUCACCUUUCAACCAUUAUAAGCAUAUGCCUAUCAAAGUUGGUUUCAUCAGAUUAAUUAUUCUGAUUUCAAUAAAAUCGAUUACUUGUUUUUCUGUAUUACGUUUAUAUGGAGUAUCGUGGUAAUGGAUUAUUAGCCCCACUUCGAGUGUGAAUUGUAACAUUCGUGAUAAUUAAUGUUUUGUAAGGCAUGUCA
Molecule: messenger RNA, 1353 nt
Organism: Glycine soja
Lineage: Eukaryota; Viridiplantae; Streptophyta; Magnoliopsida; Fabales; Fabaceae
Product: polygalacturonase inhibitor-like
Exons: 1
Coding region: 80-1099 (339 amino acids)
Molecular function (GO): protein binding
Source: RefSeq, a predicted model, not a curated record